AUGUUACUAAGCCACGACGUUGGACACGCUUUGGUUAACUAUAAAUAUCUGCUGAAGGUCCUCCUCUCCCUUUCUCAAGACAGCUCAAUAACUAUCGAGGCAAGGAGAGUAAUCAAGUUUUUCUCCUCUUCGCGUUUGCUGUCGUUGGAUACCAUGAAUGUUAACGAGCUGGAAGGGGAUCUACGCGAGCUGUAUUGCAAUAGAUCAUCCUUUGAGGUGCCGAACUAUACUCAUAUCUCUACCAGUACUGCUGAAUGGAAACUUGGUCCUAUUUUCUCUGAGCGCGAGGUCUGGGACUUGAAUGAUCCGGUAUAUGAUGCCUACAUUACAGAGGCAGCUGCAGGUAUGGAGGUCUUUAAUCUAAAAGAGCUGACGGAAGCUGGAAGUACUUGCACUCCAAAGCUUCUAGAUCAUGGGUUUUAUGAGCAGACGCGGAAAAAUGACCCUCUUCCUGGUGGAUUUAUGGUAUUCAUUGUCAUGGAGAGGUUGCCCGGGCGAAACCUUCAAAACUUUAACGAGUUGCCUAUGUUUGAAAGAGACCAAGUUAGACUGGCUUUUGCCAAAACAAUACGAAGAUACAUUCACUAUGACCCCCAUCGUCGCAAUCUGAUGUGGGACCGCGAGAGUAAAAAAUGUUACAUAAUCGAUCUUGAAGAUGCACGCCAUCUUGACGAUGACUGCCCCCCAAAAAUAUUUACGCCCGAGAGAGAUUUCCUUGUGUGGGGUAUUGCGGGCCCCGAAAUCAAUACGAGCCUGUAUGGUCUUGACCCAAUGGUCCCGCAUGAUCGCAAGUUCAUCAAGAAUCCUAGUGACGAGGAACUUGAGAAAAUGGCACAAGACGCUGCAGGAAAGCCGUUGUAUUUUGCGGAAACUACCUAA
Messenger RNA from Trichophyton benhamiae CBS 112371, 879 nucleotides. RefSeq lists its product as uncharacterized. The record is from RefSeq and is a predicted model, not a curated record. NCBI's taxonomy places the organism in Eukaryota, Fungi, Ascomycota, Eurotiomycetes, Onygenales, Arthrodermataceae. The transcript is spliced from 4 exons. Bases 1 to 879 code for a protein of 292 amino acids.